This is a messenger RNA of Symbiodinium sp. CCMP2592, 4629 nucleotides long. NCBI's taxonomy places the organism in Eukaryota, Dinophyceae, Suessiales, Symbiodiniaceae. The record is from the annotation of a GenBank genome assembly.
AUGGAUGGGGGCGAGUCGUUUUCAGCAGAUGUUCGCUGUGUCUGGCUUGGAACUCUUUGGUCAAGGUCACUGCUUCAGAAGACACGCAGGGCAAGCAGCAGACUGAACCAUGCAUGUGAUGAUCUUUGUUUGACAGACGAGCUGAAGCCUGCUUUUGAAGAAGCUUGCAGAGGAGCCGCAUACAACAGGUUGCCAUCCAACGAAUUCUAUAUCGUUGGUGCACUUGCUUUAAGACCCAGGGAGCGGUACCAGCAUAAAACUUCAGGCAGCUUGGGCGAUGCGGUUCGUCUCCAGCUGAGUCACUGGACGGUGCUUGCCGGUCGUCCACUGGACAACAGUGCUUUGAUCUUCGAUGUUGUGGAAGCACUGGAGUUGAGAACUCCGGUCGUGUGGAAUACCAUCUCUGGCCGUAAAGGGGGCUCGUUUUUUACAACUCUGGAAGAUGGGCAGGAAGCAAAAUUUCGGAGAGAGCUGCCGGCGCAGCACCAUCCUGGUUUUGUUAGUGGGUGCAGUGGGUGCCAUCGAGUUUUGCGAUUGCUACUGCCCUAUGCGAUCAUGCUCAUGCGAAAACAGUGGUUUACUGUUGCAGUGCCCGAUUUGGUUUGCAAGUGGAACUACGACCCUUACGGCACGGACGGCGGCAGGAAAUUUGUAUCUGGCCUGGUUGGGGCCGGUCGUAAGUAUGAGCGUGCUUGGGCAGCCCUCCGCAAGUUUGGGCCGAGACCAAAGGACGUGCCCGAUGCAUCUGAACCUGGUGAGGGUCGUGGUCACGGCGCUUCUUUAUCUAAGCAGGGCCUGGAUGUCGUGCAUGACAGCAAGAAAGUCUGGGACUUGGCUGACUGUUUAGUGAGUUUGGGAAACGGUCGAGGGGACUCCGUGGAUCCGUCGACGUGGCAGGACUUUGUCGCUGGCCUUCGGUUCCAGCAUUGUGAAAGCUUGCUGUUGAGUGCGAGGCGGCAUGCAUAUGUUGCUGGAGAGCCGAGCCUUGCUUUUCGCAUCGGCCACCUUGUGGAAACAAUGCUUUUCGCGAUGUUCUUGAGCAAUGAUUCGAAUGUUGGCGAGGCGUUGAAAAUGGCUGCAUGCCUGCUGCUUCCACAGCAGCUUGCCAUGGCGUGGAUUGACAGGAUAUCGGCCGAUCCUCAGAAAUAUCUGCCUUCGGCCUCGAUAAUGUCGCAGAGACGAGCAGCUCUGGACAUUGGCUUUGCCAGGUUGCAACAAGACUGGUUGACAAACAAGCUGCUACAGGGCUGCUGCAUCUUCGCCAUGACAGAUUCUUCCCCGCAGGGCGGGCGUGACUACGAGAUCACAGUGCUCGACAUCGUCGCGGCAGCUGAUGCUCGAGACAUCAUGCGACAGGUUGAUGCUUGGCGACGGCGGGAUCACGUUCUUCCAGGUGACAAAUGGGUCAUGCCUAUGUUGCGUCGGAAGAUUGUUCAAAUGAUUCCGCCCCCCACAACAUUGGGCGGGCGAGCCGGAAAUGCUGCUCAUCGCUUGUCCGCAUUCUUGCAGUCAUUGCUACUCAUCAGUGGUGAUUUCAAGACCUUGCAGAAAGUGCUGUCAUCUCUUCUUAGCAUCACGACAGACUUGGGCGUGGAGAGCUUGCUUACGAAGUUGGACCAAGCUUUUCGAGUGCAAGCAGACGAGUCUCUGGACCAGGAGCCUUUCCGGCAGCAGGCGGAAAACUGCUUUGAUGAAGAGCAAGGGGAGUCGGAGCGACUCAUCGCAAAAUGUUUUUCCAGCGGCCCUGCAGGUCAGUCUGAAGUUCGAAGCAAGAUUGAGGCUUUCAAUGCCGAGUGCUAUCGAGAACGCUGGGGCACAGGGGCUCGGUGCGCCAUCGAGCUGCACCAUGUUCUCCCGGCACUUCGUCUAGGAUGGAGCAAGGAGGCAUACCUGGCAGGUUCAUCUGUUCAAUCGCGAGGUGUGAAUAUUGAGGCAGUCGACAAGUUGGUGCAAUGCCCAUGGUUUGAGAGCUUUUUGGUCAUGUUGAAAGUGUUUUCAUCGAUCGUCUUGCAUCUCAUUCACUGGGUAGAGAGCUGUCCCUGCCAUUGGCAUCUAUUGACGGGUGCUUCAGCGCAGUUGCUCAGCAAAGCAGACAGGCAUCUCUUGGAGCAAUGCCCCAUGCGCACCAGGCGAGCCCCCGAACUUGCCCAGGGAGACUUCCUGAAGGAGCUGACGUCCUUCUCCUCUUAUGCAGGUUCGGACUUUCUGCGACAAUUCCCUGUUGAGCUUGAGGAGUCCCAGCAAGCGACCAUCAUUAGAGAGUUUGAGCAUGGCCGGGCUUAUCUUACCAUGGUGUUGAUGUUGAAGACAGCACACUUUCGUAGCCUGCCCUGGUCUGCAGCAGGGUUGGCGUAUCACGAUGAGGAACAGGCUCGUGAGGUGUGGAGUGCUUUUCGUGCAAGGCUGGACACAGAUUCAGUUGAGGCAACCUCGCUUCGCAGACAGUUGCCGCAGUUGGUGAUACCAGAGGUUUUGCAACAGGGCGACCAUUGGUACUGUGGUGCUGACUUGGAUGCCUGUCCGGACUUUGCCGAGGCGGUUUCCUGCCUUGCUCUCAUUCCGAUUGCAGAGCGCAGGGUCGAGUCUCAACAUGCUCGGACCCAGAAAGGCUCCAAGAAGAGUCCGCACCAUAGCCCGGCAUACAUGUCCUUGCAGCUUCGGGGCAGGGAGAUCAGCGAGCAGAUGUGUCGCAAUCCGAAGGAGUUUGUGUCCAAGCUAGCCCCUUGCGUGUUUCAAUGCCGCUCAUACAGGAAGGCUGCCCAGGCCGUGAAUCUGAACAGGCACCCAGCCAUUGUCAACGGGUCCGGGAAUUCCCGCGACCGUGUCAUUCGUGAUGCAAUCUACCGUGCAGACACCGCCAGUCUUCAUCAGCCAAUGCCAGAUGUUUUUGUUAGAGACAACAACACCCGUCCGCCCCGAGCUGCUCUUCCCGCUGAGGUGUUGGCUGAUACUCGAGGUGGGCAGCUGCUGCACCAACUCAGCCUCGAGCACCUGAGUGCCCGAUUGCAGGACAAUCUGCACAGUGGUAAUGAGGGAACCGGGUCAUUGGUCUUUGCAUUGCCUUAUGACCGUGCCGCCUUUUCCUUGCUCCGCGAGCAUGUGCUGCCAAGCCAAAGCCAUCUUCCCAUUGUGACCAAAGUGCAGGAGCAAGAGUUUUCAGGCAGUCUCGUGGAAAGUAAUAGCAGACCUUCUGUCACGGAUGUUGAUGUCUUCUUCCAGUCAGCUCGGAUGAUGCCAGGGAGCCAGCAUGUGCAGAUGAUUUUCUUCAAACUGUUGCCGUCCAUGCAUCGCAUGAAGCGUUUCCAGGCUGAAGGUGAGCAUCGUUUUGAUGCCACAGACCUGCCGAUCGCAGUCAUGAGGCCGGUGCAAGCAGACUUGGAAGCAAGAGAAGUGUACCUGGAUUCAGAGCUCCUGAGUUUGCGGUCCACCGUGCCUGGUAUGUCUGUGGCUGACGUCCCUUGUGUCAUCUCUUUGCGCUCUGCAACUUUGACGCAGUUGAAGUUAAUGUCCGUCUUGCAGUCAGAUCCAGAGUCUCGUUACUUGUUCCGUCCAUGCCCAGAGCUGCUGCGUGUCAACGAGUCUGCAGAUGCCUCCUUGCUGCACGGUGUCUUGAAGCAGAUAUGUGCCCGUGGCAGAGCUGGGCUGCCCGACGUUUCCAGGUUUUCUUCCAACGAAAAGGAGCUCUUGGAAUCUCUGCAACAAGGCGGUUUGUUAACAGCAGACAUGCCAAUUCAUUUUACUGAUCGUGGUCAGGAACUUCUUGUUGUGGCUACCCGAGUCUCUCAGCCGAAACCACUCCUCAGUGUCGGCGAUGGCCCAGUGCAGGACCGCAGCCGUUGGCAACUUUUGCAAGGCUUGUUAGAUUCGGGUUGGGUUUUGCGCUUGGCUAGUGGCCGUGUCUGCCGCGAAGCCCCAAGUUAUCUGCACGGAGAAGGCGAGAAGAUCCUUUAUCUACAGCAAUCAGAAAAAAAGCAAAAUGUUGUCUGUAGCCGACACUACCUUUUGGCUUUGACUCUUGCAGACCAACACGGACUGGCAGUGCCGCAUGGGAGGACCAAUGCUCAGUAUAGCAGGAUUCUCAGUGGCUUGGAGGCACUGCCGCUUGCAUUGCGGCAGGAAGCGGCCACUCGAAAGACUCGAAAUUUCAGGCCAUUGCGAGAUGGAGACGAUUGGUUAGAUGCUGAGGUGGCUCCCAGGCCCAAGCGUCCCAGGCGCCGCAGAGCCGCGCUGGGCGAUCAGGCAGCUGUUGCAGCAGGGCAUCCAGUCGACGGUGACGUUGAUGGUCAAGUCGAAGUCAUGCCGCACGACGGUGAUGAUGAUGGUGAUGCGUAUGAUGCUGAGUUUCAUGCUUUGAGCGUGGAUGAGCAAGUGCAAGCGCUUCUUGCUGAGAUUGACAGUGAUGGCGGCGAUGUCUUGAGUGAUGCUGAUGCUGCUAGUGAGCCUGACAAUCCUGGCAGCAGUUCCAGCAGCGGAAGCAGCCGCGAUAUGACUUUGAAGAAGCUCAAGUGGUGGCUCCUCCAGGCAUCUUUGUACGGAAGCAAAGACGAACACGUGCGUGUUUGCCCAUACACAUGGGACGGCGACGAGCCUGAAGACGACGAUUUGGAUGCAACCGCAUUCGGGUAUUGA